GUCUAGUCCUCCCAACGGAUCGAAUCGAACCAAAAAGAGGCAGGCGAGGCGAGUGCCGGAGCGAGACGACGGAAACUGCACCAAGAUCUCACACCACAUUUACUGCUUCCCAUAAAUAAAUGCAAUGCAUCCAUGAGCAUGAGCGAGAUGCAGCCAUAAAAAGGCCAACCAAAACACCCCCCCUCCCCCCUCUCCCCUCCUCCUUCGAUUUGCACCCUCCCCAAAUCUCCCACUGCUGCCCCAUUUCAGUCUCCCUCGUCCUCCGCCCCGCGGCCGCCCAUGAGGAUCAGGAGGCGGCCUCCGGGCCAGCCUAUCGCCUACCUGCUGCCCUCAGAUCCAUACCCCGCGCCCCAGUCGUCGUCGCCGCCGCCUGCGUCGCGAGAUCAUCAGGAGCGCGCUCCUCCUCCGCCUCCGGGGGACAAGCAAGGAGACGGGGAGUUGCACUACUUGCACCCCGCAACAAAUGAUUCCUCCGCCGCGGAUCUCGGGGACCCCCGCUCCUCCUCCUCGCCGCUCAAGCGCCCGGCAUUGCCGCCGCAGGACGGCGUGGUGGAGGGCAGCAGGGGUCUACUACUACUACUAGGCGCGCAACAAGAACAAGAACAACAACAACAGGGGCCUGCAGACGGCCGCACCAGAAGCCUAGAGAAGAAUGGUCUCCAUCGCCACGUGCCGGAGCCAGUGACGAACCAGGCUAGCAAUAACAGCGUUGCCGCCGCAGCGGCAGCGGUGGUGACAACGACAGCAACAACGGGCGCGAAGGCUUCUUCUUCCAAGAAGAAGCAGCAAGUGACAAAGAAUGCCACCAGCGUCGGCGUGAAGAGGGCGCCGCCGAGCCCAAGCAAGGAGACAGCGGGGUCACGGUGCAGCCGGAAGAACGGGCGCGGGUGGCGGUGCAGCCAGCCGACGCUGGGGGGCUACGCCCUCUGCCAGUACCACCUCGGCAAGGGCCGCAUCAAGAGUGGGAGCGCCGAGACCGGCGGCCGCGGCCCCGGCCAGCUCGGCCGCACCGAGCACGCCAAUAAGAAAACCUCCGCUGCCGCUGCCGUGGCCCCGGCCACCCCCGCCGCGCCCAAGGCGGUCGUGCCGCCUAAAACCUCCGCUGCUGUCGUGGCCCCGGCGGCUACCGCCACCGCGCCCAAGGCGGACGUGCCGCGCGCCUCUGCCGCCGAGCGUGCAGCAAUGCUAGGCGCCUAGCUAGGCGCGCAUGGCAUGGCUGGUUGAGAUCCGUCUACCAUGGGGACGCGCGAAUUAAGAUUCUUGGACAUGCAUCGUUGUGGGGUUGCAUAUAAUCCUGGUGGGUGGUGGCGACUGGAUUCUUUUGUUGCGUUUCUAAACAUGUACAUGUUGUGGUGCCGUACCCUGUGGUGAAAUUUUUGCGGCGGAUUAAUUAGUUGUUAAUACCAAUCUUUAUUUUGUUC
This is a messenger RNA of Sorghum bicolor (sorghum), 1421 nucleotides long. RefSeq lists its product as uncharacterized. Bases 280 to 1197 code for a protein of 305 amino acids. The transcript is spliced from 3 exons. Lineage: Eukaryota; Viridiplantae; Streptophyta; Magnoliopsida; Poales; Poaceae. The record is from RefSeq and is a predicted model, not a curated record.